This is a messenger RNA of Alligator mississippiensis (American alligator), 3381 nucleotides long. RefSeq lists its product as uncharacterized. The transcript has 4 exons. The coding region runs from base 1 to 741 and encodes 246 amino acids. The record is from RefSeq and is a predicted model, not a curated record. Lineage: Eukaryota; Metazoa; Chordata; Crocodylia; Alligatoridae.
AUGAACGUCCCGGCGCCGCUCCCCGCUAGAGGUCAGUGUGGCCGCGCCCGGAGCCGAGCCGCCAGCCCUCCUCGCCCCGCCUCUCCUCUUCCCUCCCGCAGCCGGGGGACUCCGCCGUGCCCGCACCCGGGACGGGCUUUGCGGGAAGCGGGAUGGGGCUGCUGUGCUGGGGGAUGCUGGCGCCGGGACGGCAGCCCUGGCGGAGUCCAGAAGUCGCGCUGGUGGAAGGCGCGGGCGGCCGGGGGCGAGGCGGUAGCACAGAAGCAAGGGCGGCGGCAGCGUCGUUGUCUGUCCGGAGCAGCCCUCUCCGCUGUGCCCGACUCCUACACGCUCUUUAAGGUAUGCUUUUUACAUACAGAAGAGGUCCUGGGGAAGCCAACAAGGGAAGCUGCAAUGGGAGGCCAAAAACUGAACACAAUACUCCAGAAAUUACUGCCAGUGUCAGUACUGACCAGAAAAAAAAAAAAGAAAAAGAAGAAAGAAAUGACUUUAGCCACCUUAAAGCAUUUUUGGAAAGGUGAGGGGGAGGAACAAACCAUCUGGAUGUGCAAGAAGUAUGGUAGAAGACCAGCUUGGCUUAACAGGGAACUCUUCAGUGAGCUAAAACACAAAAUGGAAGCUUACAGGAAAUGGAAACUUGGACAGAUAACUUGGAAGGAGUAUAAGGAUAUUGCUUGGGCAUACAGGGCUGAAAUCAGGAAGGCCAAAGCACAAUUGCAGAUAUUGGGACAUGAAGAGUAACAAGAAGGCUUUCUACAAGUAUGUGAGCAACAAGAGGAAGAUCAAAGAAAGUGUGGGUCCUUUACUAAAUAGGAGAGGCAGCCUAGUGACACAUGAUAUGGAAAAGGCUGAAGUAUUCCAUGCCUUUUUCAUCUCAGUCUUCACAGGCAAGUUCAGCUCCCAGAUUACUGCACCUGACAGCACAGUCUGGGGAGGAGGUGAGCAGCCAACAGUGGCAAAAGAACAAGUCCAUGGGGCUGGACAGUAUGCACCCAAGGUGCAACGGAUGUUGGCCAAUGUGAUUGUAGAGCCACUGGCCAACAUCUUUGAAAACUCAUGGCAAUUGGGAAAAGUCCCAGAUGAUUGGGAAAAGGCAAAAACAGUGCCCAUCUUGAAGAAAGGCAAGAAGGAGGAUCCGGGGAACUACAGACUGAUCAGCCUUACCUCAGUCUCUGAACAAAUCAUGGAGCAGGUCCUCAAAGAUUCCAUUUCUAAGCACUUGGAGGAGGAGAAGAAGGUGAGGAGGAACAGUCAGCAUGGAUUCACCAAAGACAAGUCAUGCCUGACCAACCUGAUUGCCUUCUAUGAUAAGCUGACUGGUUUUGUGGAUGCAGGAAGUGCAGCGGAUGUGACAUAACUUGACUUUAGUAAGGCAUUUGAUAUGGUCUCCCACAAUAUUCUCACAAGCAAGCUAAGGAAAUACAGAUUGGAUGAAUGGAAUAUAAGGUGGAUAGCCUCAUCAGGCUUAGAGGAUAGUAGUCAAUGGAUAGUAGUCAUAGAAAUACCACAGGUCCCAGCAGCAAGAGGCCUCCCUGAGGCUCCUCCAGCAAGCUAAAUCGGAAAACACCUGUGACAGCUCAGGGAGGCAGGUGGCCAGCAUGAGGCAGGGGUGGAUAGCCAUAUAAACACAGACUGUGAGCCAGGGAGGGGCAGUCUGGGCCUGGAAGCUGCACAGGAGAACCUGGCUAAUAGCAGAGCUGCCUAGGGAUAGCUAGCAAGGUACUAAUGGUUUACAGGGAACUACAGCCCUGAAUAGGAGGAAGCCUGGUUAUACAGCCUAUAGGCUAGGGUUUAGAUAUGAAUCAAGUGUAAAAAUAGUUUGUGUUAUAUCCAGGGGGCUUAUUUUUUGGUUAUAAGUUAAAACUGGUGCUUUGCAGAUGGGACUGUAAGGGGUGGUCUAAAAGUCCCAUUAAUGUCCUAGGGGCAUGUGGUUUCCUUCAGCCCCAUGAGGGGCAGGCUCAAGGAAUUCCAGGAGAGCAGAGCUCAGGGUAAGGAAGUGUUUGGGGCAGGGGGCCCAGAGUGGGGCAGAUUGUGGGGACUAAAAGGCCCAGAGCCCAGAGCAGGGCAUUGUGUGAGGGCCAGAGGGCCCAGGGCCUAGAGCAGGGUAGUGUUUUGGGCCAGGGCUCCUGAGCUCAGAGCAGGGUAAGGCUUGGGGCCUGAGAGCUCAGAGCCCAGAGGAGGGCAGAGUUCAGAGUCAGAGAGUCCAGGGCCCAGAGCUGGGUGGAGACAGGACCCAAUGAAGUCCAGGAGAAGGCUGGAACCCAGAAGCCAGGUAUGAUGUAGUGGCUCUAGGCUACAGGAAGCAUCCAAAAAGCAAAGGAGGCUGAGGCCGGGAAAGCCAAGUCUCAACAACGACAUAAGACCCAGGGGUGGCGGGGGCUGUGUUAGGGACAGGUAACUGCUCCCCCCCCCCCCCCGCCCCUGCACCAAGACAUGUAAUUAGCUGUCAAGCCACAGAGUGAGACUAGGCUUGGAAAGCUCUGGCACAGCCUCCCUUUCUUCAAAGGACUAUAACAUCAAGGCAUGGUAGGCAAGUAAAUGGGAGAGUUCCCAAGUAGGGCAGACUAAGCAAGGGCUGAAUAACCACCAGGGGGUGUUGCAGCCACCCCCUAGGACAGACAUCUUGUUACAGCCCCUGAUUACAGAAAGAAUGUAGACAAAUUGGAGAGUAUCAAGUGGAGGGUGUCACAAGCCAAUUAUAAUAGUGCCCAUGUCACAAGCAAGUGAAACCAUUCAAAGCAGUUUUAUUUUACACUAGGUUAACUAAGGGUUAACUAACAAGAUGAUAGUAACAGUUUUUUUGCUGCGCAUGUCAAAAAGAGAUUUAUAACAACAACACUAACUAGAAAUGAAACUUAGCCUUCUGUGCUUUACAUAAAUCAUUAUAACUGGUCAGAGAAAACAGGGAGUAGCCCUGUGAAAUAACACCAUAGCAAAGACCGCUAGAUAAUUGGCGAUUCUAAUUAAAUUUAUGACGUGGCGAAAAGCAAUUGGCUAUUAUACAAACAAAACCCCACUGCACUUCCGCAAAGAGGAAGAAGAGGACGAAGAAGGGGAGACCUCCGCACACACCUUAGACACCUCUGAACGUACGUGUCAGAGUAACUGACAAAUUGAUCACUUGUCAGUUUCCCCACAUCUCGACCCAAGUUCAGACAUAAAUCAACAACCUGCCAGCCCAACCAUUUUUCUGCCCGACCACCAAACUCUUAUGCAGACCAACCUAUGAACCCUAAGCUGUAACUAACCAAGUAUCUCUGACCUCCGUCUUUCACCACCUUGACGGCAUGAGUAAAUAAUCUUGCUUUGCAACCGAUAAGCGUCCGCCUAAUUAAUUCCACUCCAAGCAUCACAAGUACCCACCUGACGGCCUUCUAAGGC